This is a messenger RNA of Mustela lutreola (European mink), 5067 nucleotides long. Its product is annotated as basic proline-rich protein-like. The coding region runs from base 1 to 3213 and encodes 1070 amino acids. The record is from RefSeq and is a predicted model, not a curated record. NCBI's taxonomy places the organism in Eukaryota, Metazoa, Chordata, Mammalia, Carnivora, Mustelidae. The transcript is spliced from 7 exons.
AUGCCGCCCGCCGCCGCGACGCCGCCUCAACUGCCCCGCGGAGCGGCGGGGGCGGACGCCGGCGGGAACGCCACGGCGCGACGUGGGGACGUCGGAGCGCAGCCCCGCCCCGCCCGGGCCCGCCAAUCAGAGCGCGCCGGCGCCCACGCGGCCAGGACCUCGUGCCUCCGGACCCGCCCCACCCCGCCCGGGUUCUCCAAUCAGAACGCGCCGGCGCCCACGCGGCCAGGACCUCGUGCCUCCGGACCCGCCCCACCCCGCCCGGGUUCUCCAAUCAGAGCGCGCCGGCGCCCACGCGGCCAGGACCUCGUGCCUCCGGACCCGCCCCACCCCGCCCGGGUUCUCCAAUCAGAACGCGCCGGCGCCCACGCGGCCAGGACCUCGUGCCUCCGGACCCGCCCCACCCCGCCCGGGUUCUCCAAUCAGAACGCGCCGGCGCCCACGCGGCCAGGCUCGUGCCUCCGGACCCGCCCCGCCCCGCCCGGGCUCUCCAAUCAGAACGCGCCGGCGCCCACGCGGCCAGGCUCGUGCCUCCGGACCCGCCCUACCCCGCCCGGGCUCUCCAAUCAGAACGCGCCGGCGCCCACGCGGCCAGGACCUCGUGCCUCCGGACCCGCCCCGCCCCGCCCCGCCCGGGCUCUCCAAUCAGAGCGCGCCGGCGCCCACGCGGCCGGGACGUCGUGCCUCCGGACCCUCCCCGCCCCGCCCGGGCCCGCCAAUCAGAGCGCGCCGGCGCCCACGCGAACGCACCGGCGCCCACGCAGCCGGGACCUCGUGCUGCCGGCCCCGCCCCUCCGCGCGCGGGCAGGCCUGCGGCCACGCUGCGGCCACGGAGUCGGCCCGCGGGACGCCCCGGGGGUGCAAGAACUAAGUCCGGACUCGCUCUCCGCCGUGUCUCAGGGUCGCGCCCGCGGCGUCGCGCUGCAGGCCGGCGAGGGCCAGGCCCGGUGCAGAGCUGCCGGGCACCUGCGGCGGUACCCAGUGCGGGCGCGGAAGGCCACCGGGGAAGGGGCGAGCGCGCACCGUCGAGGGGUGCGGCUGGCGGCUGCCCUGGGUCGCGCCGCCCCCGUCCUGGGCGCGGGAGCAAGGAGGUGGGAAAGGCUCGUGGGAGAGAAGGACCUCCGCACGGGACGGGCCCCGCCGUCCACGCGCCGGGCGGGAAGCAACGGCGAGAGGCCGCGUCGGGCGGCCGUGGGCCAGCGGAAGGGGGAGACGCUGCGAGCCGCUGAGGUGGCGCAGGCCGCGCUCCCGAGGCGGGAAGGCGGCCCGAACCGCAGCGAUGAGGCCGCGGUGGAGGGAGGAGCCCGGCCGGGACCACGAGGACAGUCGCCCGCCUGCCGCCUGCGGUCAGCGCGCGGCCCCGCACUCGCGGACGGUCAGCGCGCGGGCGAUCGCAGGGUGCGCCGACCAACCUGGGGAAGGCCGGCUCGGCCGGAGAAUGCUCCGAGGGCGGCGAGCCAGAGUCCGCGCCAGGGCAGCCCGGGCCGGGGCGGGGGGCUUGGGGGGCUCUCCGUGUUUCACGGGAAGAUGAGCCCAGCCUGGCUCGGGCCCGGGGUCCCAGGCCCCGAGCCGGACCACACCUCUGGCUUCUAUCCCGGGCCCUGGCGCUCCCGCUCGGACUGGUCCGCACACCGCGGCCUGCAGAAGGUAAGCAGGGCUGUCUUCGAAGCCGGUGUCCGCCAAGCGCAGCGUCGGCCGUGGACGCUCGUAGGCGCUGGAGUCCCGCCGCGCACACACCGAAAGUCCCGCGCCCGGGGCACCCCCGCGCGGUUAAUCACCGUUCUCCGCCGCGCGCGCGCACACCCGCUCGGGGCUCGCCGGCCUGCGGCACCGGCACGGCCGCUGGGGGCGCUGUGGCGCGCAGACACGGUCGGGGCGGCGCUCUGGCCGCCGAGCGCCGCCGCUCCUUCCGCCUUCCCGGCGGGCCCCGCGCGGCGCUUGCGCUUUCGGGGUCUUCGGCAAGGUGAGUGCGCGGGGGCGCGGCCGGCUGCUCCGAGCUGGGCGGCGGGGCCCGCGGCGCUCGGGGCGACGCGCGGGAGUGCCGCGUGCCCCCCGCUGACCUUGGGGUCCUGCCGCGGCCCCCGGGCGGCGCCCCGCGGACUGGUGGGGCUCGGGCAGCCGCGUCCUGUCCUUCGGGCGGAGCCGCUGCCCUUCUCGGACGGGGAGCGCAGGGCGGGCGAGCUAGGGCCGGGCCCCGGCGGAGGGCGCGGCGCGCUCAGGGAUGGAGCCCCGACGCCGGCCGGGCGCGCCCGCCCCGCGCUCGGCACCGUCUCCGCGGUCCCUGGGGUUCGCCGCCACGCACUGCCCCGAGGGCCGUGCUCCGCCGCAGGAUCCGCGCCCUGCAGUCCCGGUGCCCCGACGGGCCGUGCUCCGCCGCAGGAUCCGCGCCCUGCAGUCCCGGUGCCCCGACGGGCCCGUGCUCCGCCGCAGGAUCCGCGCCCUGCAGUCCCGGUGCCCCGACGGGCCGUGCUCCGCCGCAGGAUCCGCGCCCUGCAGUCCCGGUGCCCCGACGGGCCCGUGCUCCGCCGCAGGAUCCGCGCCCUGCAGUCCCGGUGCCCCGACGGGCCCGUGCUCCGCCGCAGGAUCCGCGCCCUGCAGUCCCGGUGCCCCGACGGGCCCGUGCUCCGCCGCAGGAUCCGCGCCCUGCAGUCCCGGUGCCCCGAGGGUCCGUGCUCCGCCGCAGGAUCCGCGCCCUGCAGUCCCGGUGCCCCGACGGGCCCGUGCUCCGCCGCAGGAUCCGCGCCCUGCAGUCCCGGUGCCCCGAGGGUCCGUGCUCCGCCGCAGGAUCCGCGCCCUGCAGUCCCGGUGCCCCGAGGGUCCGUGCUCCGCCGCAGGAUCCGCGCCCUGCAGUCCCGGUGCCCCGACGGGCCCGUGCUCCGCCGCAGGAUCCGCGCCCUGCAGUCCCGGUGCCCCGACGGGUCCGUGCUCCGCCGCAGGAUCCGCGUCCUGCAGUCCCGGUGCCCCGACGGGCCCGUGCUCCGCCGCAGGAUCCGCGUCCUGCAGUCCCGGUGCCCCGAGGGGCCCGUGCUCCGCCGCAGGAUCCGCGCCCUGCAGUCCCGGUGCGCGCCUCCGCGGGUCGGGCGGACCUGGUCUCCCGCGUGGGCGGGUGGGCGUCGGCUGCGGGCGCUCCGACCCGGAGAUGGGCCUUGGCAAGGACGGGCGCCCCGGAGCCGCCGCACGGCUGCGAGCGGGACGGAGAAGGGCCUCCCUUAAGUAGUGGGGGCAGCUCGCGGGUCCGGGCCUGCGUGAGGAACGUCGGGCCGGGCUGGGAAGGUGCUGGCGGCGCGGCGGCGGCCGAGGUGGUGCGGGAGAGGAGAGGGGCCGCGGGCCGCCUGCGCAGAAGCGGACGGACGUGUCUGCGGCGCCUUCCUCGCGCUCCGCUCUUUCCCACCCAGACGUCGUCCGGCUGUGGCGAGGGCGGCCUCUAGAGCCGGAGCCCGGUCCGGUGCCCGCCGCCGCGCCUUGUUCUGCGGCUGCCGGCCGCGGGGCCGUCCACGGCCUCCCCGCACGCCCGCGAGAGCCCAGUGGGGCCGGUGGACACGGCCGUGCCUCGCGGAGGGCGGCCUUCUGUUAGGACGGCUCCCGGCGCGGCCAGCGUUGCGGUGGGACCCGGCAGCCCGGCCCCGCGGGACCUUGUUGCGCUCGGAGGAGGGCCCUGGCCUCAAUCCCUCCGAACCCGCCUCCCCCUGCGUCCCCCUGCGGCUUGGCGAGGCCGCUCAGGCACCUGCUCGGGGCAGGGCUGUUAGUUUCCGGGAUCCUCGGGCUGUGACAGCGUCGCGGACUGAGGACAGGAAGCCUGGGGGAGUCGUCGCUGCCGGGAGUCCAGGAGGACCACACAGCCGCAUCCUUCAGGGUCACGCUGGGGUGCAGGCGGGCUGGCUCGUCGUUAGGUGUCUCAGCCCCAGUGCUCCUCUUCUCGGAAGAGCUGGCAGCCGUCCUGGGAGCCGGUCCUCCCUAGCACUGAGGACAGGGCAGGGCGGCUCCUGGGUCUCGGCGUGUGGCGGCCGGCAGCUCUCGCAGGGAGCCGCUGUGUAGGGCGGGCAGCGGUGCAGGAGCUGGUGUGGAAGCACCUCGUGAGUGCCGCUGCGUUCCGUGACCUUCUGAGAGUAAAAGCCGGUUCUUCACCGUGGCCUGCGAGGUGCAGGUGACCCAGUUCCCCGCCCACCCGGAGUCCGGAUGUGGGCUUUUACGUGACCGCGCUCCGGACACGGCAGCUCCGGAUGCCAGCAGCGCUUCGCACGGUGAUGCGAGCGGACUAGGGAUUCGAUGUAAAAGUUUAAAAAAGUGCGUCGUGAUUCGCGGUGUAGCAUCCGUGCAGAACAGCUGUGAGGGAGAGGAACACUCGGGACCCUGGGAGAUGGCGUGGGCUGGGCGCUCUGCGGCAUGAGGGGGAAGGGGGGCAGCGCAUCAGGACAGCCAAGGUUGGCAGCCUGGGGGCGGGGGCUUGACGAGCUGCUGAGCGGGCCCCAUGUCAGGUAGGAACGGCUGCCAGAGAGUGGCCGGUGUGGAGCACUUGUACAAAACGGUCACAUUUAAGAGUAUAUGGGGGGGCAUCUGGGUGGCUCAGUGGGUUAAGCCUCUGCCUUCGGCUCAGGUCAUGAUCUCAGGGUCCUGGGAUGGAGCCCCACAUCGGGCUCUCUGCUCGACAGGGAGCCUGCCUCCCCCUCUCUCUGCCUGCCUCUCUGCCUGCGUGUGAUCCCUCUCUGUCAAAUAAAUAAAUAAAAUCUUUAAAAAAAAAAAAAAAAGUAUAUGGGAACCUCUUUCCAGUUAGCUUUAAGACGCACCUGGGGGCUCAGUGAAUCUGCCUUCAGCUCGGGUCAUGAUCCCGGGGUCCUGGGGUGGAGCCCUGCAUCAGGCUCCCUGCUCGGUGGGGAAUCUGCUUCUCCCUCUGCCCAUUCCCCGCUACUCGUGCUCCCUCUCUUACUUAUUUUAAAAUCUUUUUAAAAAAAAGAUAGUCAUGGUAAUAUUUAUCACUGUGUUCCUUUUCAGAUGCUUCAAAGCUUUAUUAAAAAUGUUUGGAUCCCCCUGAAGCCCUACUAUACCCAGGUUUACCAGGAGAUUUGGGUA